Molecule: messenger RNA, 4497 nt
Organism: Danaus plexippus (monarch butterfly)
Lineage: Eukaryota; Metazoa; Arthropoda; Insecta; Lepidoptera; Nymphalidae
Gene: Ehbp1
Product: EH domain-binding protein 1
Exons: 24
Coding region: 225-3140 (971 amino acids)
Molecular function (GO): protein binding
Source: RefSeq, a predicted model, not a curated record
UAUGAGGUAAAACGUCAAAAAUGGUAUAACUAUAAGAUUUGCUUUUCGCUGCAGUGUUUUUUUAAAUUCACGUAAAGAUAAUUCGCACCUCUAUUUCUUCUAUGUGAUAUUAAAGUGUGACUAUUAUAUUGUAGUGCGAGUAGAUAUAGUAAGCACAGGAAACUUACAAUGACCUUUGAGUGAUUGAUGACAUCUUUAAAAUCUGCUUACUAUAUUGUAGCAGUAUGGCGUCUGUAUGGAAGCGUCUCCAGAGAGUGAACAAGCGCGCCGCUAAGUUCCAAUACACAGCAUCCUACCAUCGUGUCGAUAUCGAACUCACUCCUAAGUGGAAACCUAACAAGUUAAGUAUAGUAUGGACCCGUCGAUCGCGUCGCGUGGUGACGGAGCCUCUGGAAUGGGAGCCGUCGUUGAAGGAUCCGUUAAAGGGUUCAGUAAUAUUCGCGGUGCCGGAGAAUCAGACGGCGGCCGUGACUCUGUUCAGGGACGCCAGAACCAACGAGCUGGAAGACAAGGACUGGACCUUCGUACUCGAAGAUGUAUCUCCUUCCGGUAAGCGGCGCCGCCUGGCGUCCUGCCCCGUGAACCUCCGCCGCCACGCGUCCCUGAUGCCAGCCCAGAGGUCCCUGAGGAUCACCUUGGACACUUCCGGCAGGAGGCUGCGGGCCGCCAGGAUACAUCUCACACUACACUGUGUGCUGCUGAGGGAGGGAAACGCCACUGAUGAGGACAUGCAAUCCCUGGCGUCGCUACUGUCCGUGAACAACAACUCAGACAUCGCCGUCUUAGAAGACCUGGAGGAAGACGACUGCACGCUCUCUGAACACUCCACGAGACAGAUGUUGGAUCUCAGACAGCAGAUGGAGGAAAUGACGCAGAGCUUAACAAACAGUGACAUAGCGGCCACCCCCAACAGUGUACAGAGUCUCAACUUCGAUAACUCACGGACCCCCACCGCACCCAUGACCCCCGAGUCCACAACACCCACGACCCCCAAACCAAAAGAAAUAAAUGACAGAAUAGAACCCGAGCUCAAAAUCAGCGAACCCUUCAACACUCCGAGGACGAGACCCGAAUAUUUAAGCAACCUGACGAAACUAGCGAUGAAGACCGACGCCCCGAGGUACACCUCCACACCCAAGACGACGACGCUCACGUACGAACCCAAGGUCGACGGUCUGAAGGGCGUAGAGUUCAAACCGAAGAUGAUAGCGAAAAGAAACCUUAAGCCGCUGGAGUUGAAAUCUAAUUUGAAUAACAUAAGUCUGGACACCAACGACAACGAGAAGGACCUCGACGACGACAAGACGCCCACCGCCGGGGAGAGGCUGCUCGCGCUGAGAGGACUCGACAAGACGCCGGUUCAAGAGUUACUGGACUGGUGUGGAGGAGUGACCCGCGAGUACCGCUCCUGCCGGGUCACUGACCUUGCUCAAAGCUUCCGCUCGGGCCUGGCCUUCUGCGCCAUCAUACAUCACUAUCGACCAGACCUCAUAGAUUUCUCCGGUCUUCAAGCGGAGGAGUUCGAGCAGAAUGUCCGUACAGCGCUGGAGGCGAGCGCCAGGCUGGGGAUCGCUCAAGUCCUCACCGUCAAAGAUGUGUGCUCGGCCACCGGUCCCGACAAGCUGGCGAUAAUGACGUAUCUAUUUCAACUGCGGGCUUACUUCACCGGCAAUGAACUGCAAGUCGAACAGCUGGGUAACGAUGAAACUGAGUCAUCGUACCUGGUGGGGAGACAUGACACUGACGAGAGUCUGCCGCCCGAGCUGUUCAGUAGAGAGGUCAGCACCCGGCGCUCCAGGAACCUCGGGGACAGACAUAGACCGGGGUGUCAGGAGUCCCGCCCGUCUCAGGAUCUAUCUCCGGACAAAUCCCCGGCCAUCAAGGACGUCCGCGACAUGCUGCUCCACUCCAAGACUCUGCUGGGGAAGAUGCUGUCUCCGGCCAGGGAGAGGGACAAGCCCUCCGCCAAGUGGUUCGCUGACAGUGAGCCUGUACCGGCGCGGCCCGAAAAGUUGAUGACUCGUAAAGAGCUGACGGACCCCUUUGGCUCUGAUGAGGAGGAGGAAGCACCGGCGGCAGGCGAGGGUGAAGUAAAGCAACCGGAACCAGCUCCGGAAAACCCACCCGAAAUACAACCGGAACCAGCGAAACCGGAACCGGAAAUAAAAGAAAAUAAAACAGAAACCAAACCAGCCGCGGAGCUACCGAAACCCACACCACAACUCCUGUCCCGCCACGACGAGCUGAAGGAGAGAGCGAGACAGCUGCUGGAGGCGGCGAAAAUAGAAGAGAGACAGAGAGAGAUGGAGAUAGAGGAGGGAGGGAGGAGGGGCGGAGACGAUGACGCACACAAGAAGAGCCUGUCAGAGGACGAGCGACAAGCGGUGCUCAGGGAACGAGCCAGGAGACUCAUAGCGGAUGCCAGGAACGGAGGAGGGGGACGGAAGGGUUCGCCGUCGUCUCCCGCCGUGGAGAUCAUCUCCAAGCAGUCCGUCAUGGACGAGUUCGUGGCCGCAGGUGGAGUGGACCAGCUGGGGUCGGCGGCCUCCAGUCCCGGCUCGGGGAAGAGCUUCAACAACGAUAUAUGUGAUCCUCACAGUGACAGCGGAGCGCUGGCCGCGCUGGUCGGCCGGUUGUCGCCGGACUGCCGGGAACAGAACGAGUCCGGCUCGUACCUGGCGAGUGAGCUGGAGGCCCUGGAGAGAGAACAGCGGGCGGUGGACGAGACGGCCGCGCGGCUUGAGGUGCAGCUCAGGAAGGUCAUGGACAGGGGAGACGACGCCAGGGAGGAGGACCGCCUCAUGUCGCAGUGGUUCAACCUGGUGAACAAGAAGAACGCGCUGCUGAGGAGACAGAUGCAGCUUAACAUACUUGAACAAGAAGAGGACCUGAGUCGUCGCUGUGAGCUGCUUGCGAGGGAGCUGCGGCUGUCCCUGGGGGUGGAGGAGUGGAGGAAGACGCCGGGCCAGAAGAGGAGGGAGAGACUCCUGUUACAGGAGCUGCUGGCGGCCGUCAACGAGCGAGACAGACUGGUGCAGGAGAUGGACGAACAGGAGAAAGCGAUAGCUCAGGACGACGAGAUAGAAAGGAACCUGUCCACCGUCGAGAUUCAGAGGAAGAACAAUUGCAUCCUGCAGUAAGAGGCGGGCGCCACUCUCGCUCACGCGCUCGGCGUUACGUUUGCAUCCUUCGUUGAUUUCGAUUCUCAAAUGUUUUGCUGUUAUAUUUAGUUAACUGUCCGCGUCCUGCCACGAGGUCGGCGUGGUGUGCGGCGGCGGCCUCGUGGUCGGGUGCGUGUUUGUUGUAUGAGCGGUAGCCACCAAAGACCAGUGAAGUGAUAUUGAAGUACAAGCCUCGUGCAAUGACCCGCGAGUCAUGUAUAGUCCAAUGUAAAUAUUAGUUACUAAUGCUGUAAUAUUGUUCGCGGCCGCGUCGGCCCGUCUUGCCUAACAACGCUAUUUAAAUAUUUUUUUAAUUUAAUUUAAUGUAUGAGAUGUCUAAGGUAGUAGCUAAUUUUUAUAUCACUAUAUAUUUUCCAACGUAAUAUCUUCGUGUGCCUAAAUCAUAUAGCUGUCCUCUUCACUCCUCUCGGGUUAGAAGAGAGCGACGAUAUGAUCUGUAUGUUGAUGGUAACGAUGUCUGAUUGAAAUCAAAACACGUGCUCUAUCGAACGCUUGUAGACCAACGACGGGUGCUGAAGAUAGUGUUGCUUGAUGAAUUCAUUACUUUAAAUGAUUUUUUUUAAUGAAGUCGAAGUAAUCAUCGUAUUAGCGUCCUCGACGCCCGCCCGUCUCGAUGCACACCCCCAGCAUCCCUGGCAACAUUAUCUCGAUUCUAACUCGCCUUAGUCAUAUUAUUUAUCAAUGUACGUAUAAAUGUAUUUUUUAAGUGGAACAUAUUUUUUUAUAUAAAUCUUUUGUAAUAACGUAUGAGAUCUCAGUUGGCUUAGUUUUUUACAUGUUAGUUUGGGCUUGAGCGAUGAGGAGUGAGUCUAGUGUGUAGCUGUGACGUCGCUGUAGGAGUAUCACACACACUGUCUUCCGGCUGGAAAUGAAAAAACAAUCGAGGCACCAAUAUACAUUGGUUUAUUUAAACAAAGGUUUCAUAUAAUUUUUUUGUAUGACAAUGAAGUCACCCAACACACGACUCAAAGUUAAUAGAAUAGAAUGAUGUAACCCAAGUAGUAGCGUUACUAGUUGUAAAGGCUCGACUCCACUUAUGAAUGUCUUCGCUUCGCAUCGCACUCGUGUAUUCACAGCCUUUAAUAUUAAAAGUAAUGUUUCAAGCCUGCGUCACAACCUUCAGCGAUGGUGGGCGUUGAGGGGACGGUGAAGUGAUAGCUUUUAUAAAUUAUAGUGCACGAUAGAAUCACUAGGCGUGAGCGAGACACGAGGGAACUGUCCGUGUGGAGUGGUGAGGGUUGUGAUGCAGGUACUAAGAGCCUGCGACUGUACUCUCUGUAUCAAAUAUAUUAUGAAAUAAAAUAUUGACACACAA